Molecule: messenger RNA, 831 nt
Organism: Quercus robur (English oak)
Lineage: Eukaryota; Viridiplantae; Streptophyta; Magnoliopsida; Fagales; Fagaceae
Exons: 1
Coding region: 1-831 (276 amino acids)
Source: RefSeq, a predicted model, not a curated record
AUGACGGAAUGUGAAAAGUAUUUGGGCCUCCCAAUGCCUAAUGGAAAGUCAAAAGUGGGAAUGUUCAAGGAGUUACAAGAAAGGAUCACAAAGAGGGUAUUGGGAUGGAAGGAAAAGUUUAUCUCAAAGGCGGGUUGUGAAAUCCUCAUCAGACCGGUGGCUCAAGCUAUCCCAACCUAUUCCAUGAGCUUAUUCAAGCUCCCGAAAUCCAUAUGUGACAACAUAAACUCCCUCUUGGCUAGAUAUUGGUGGGGCCAAACCGGGGCGGAAAGAAAAAUCCAUUGGCUUAGUUGGAAAAAGUUAUGUACAUCAAAAAAAAGAGGAAUGGGAUUUAAAGACAUCCAUGCCUUCAAUCUUGCUAUGCUAGCCAAGCAAGCAUGGCGUCUAAUUCACAAUAACGGGUCCCUAUUUUAUAGAGUUUACAAGGCAAGGUAUUUUCCAAGCACCUCCUUUUUGGAUGCCGAGCUGGGAAAUAACCCAUCCUUUGUAUGGCACUCGUUACUGGCUGCAAGAGAUAUCAUAUAUGCUGGCUCUCGAUGGGAGAUUGGGGACGGUAGGAAUAUACGUGUGGCCACCCAUAAUUGGCUACCUCACUCCCCUGUAUUCAUCAAUGCACCACCAAUGAAUAUGACAGUUCAUGACUUCAUGAAUGAGGAAUCUAAGCAAUGGGAUAGGGGGAAGCUUUUUGCUACAUUUGACAGACACACCUGCGAGACCAUACUCAAUAUGCCUCUAAACCACAAAGCCACACAAGACAGAUUGGUAUGGAUGGAGAAUAAAGCUCACACCUUCAUGGUUAGAUCAGCGUACCAGGUUGCUCUACGCCUAUAG